This is a messenger RNA of Ceraceosorus guamensis, 1698 nucleotides long. Its product is annotated as cytochrome P450. The coding region runs from base 1 to 1698 and encodes 565 amino acids. The record is from RefSeq and is a predicted model, not a curated record. Lineage: Eukaryota; Fungi; Basidiomycota; Exobasidiomycetes; Ceraceosorales; Ceraceosoraceae. The transcript has 3 exons. Gene Ontology annotation, molecular function: oxidoreductase activity, acting on paired donors, with incorporation or reduction of molecular oxygen; monooxygenase activity; heme binding.
AUGAAGCUUGAAGAUGCGUCGAGCGGGUCCCUCGGACCGGUGAUCGAGGUGAUCCAAAGCAUCUUGAAUCAGACUGGCUACAUCUUGCCUGCAUUGGUGCUCUUCAUCAUCGCGCUCGCCAUCAAGUAUCCCAAUCGCCUGCCAGGUACCACCGAUCCGAAACAUCGACCUGGAGUGUAUUUCCCACCAGGCGCGGACCCUCUGAUCGGGCACACUCGGAUGAUCGUAGGCUUCGGGAGCGAAGGACAAUUUGAGAACUUCAAGGCGCUCAGCGAUGCCACACCGGCCGGAUCAUGGAACGUGAGCUUCUUGGGAACGUCUUCGAUGACCUUUGUCAACAGGCCCGAGUACCUCGAGUACAUUCAAAAGACCAACUUUGACAAUUUCCCAAAAGGCAGCCAAUUUACUGGACGACUGGGAGAUCUGCUCGGCGUAACGGGCAUUUUUGUGGCGGAUGGUCAUCCUUGGAAGACGCAGCGCAAGCAAGCUAGCCACAUGUUCUCCAACCGCGAGUUCAACACCUGGGUGCGAGCUGUCAUUCACAAUGAGCUGGACGACAUCAGCGCUCUGCUUGACAAUGUUACCGCCAAGAAUGGACCAGGCAAAUUGAUCUUGCCCGAACUGAUGUUCCGAUACACGCUAUCCAGUUUCGCCAAGAUGGCCUUCGCAGCGAAUCUCAAUUGUUUGUCACCCGAUCCCGACUCCCUCAAGCGCCCUGUGCCUUUCGCAGUGGCAUUCGAUCGAGCGCAGGCCAUCAUCAACGACCGCUUCAUCACUCCCGGAUGGUACAUUUGGGAAAAAUUCAACAAGACCGGUAGGGACAUGCGUUCUUCCAUCAAGACGAUCAGAGAAUUUGGUCUGGACAUCAUCCACAAGCGCUUGGCUGAGCGUCAAGACGAGAAGAAAGAUCCACUGGCACCGGUCGAAGGCACCAAGAAGGAGCAGCUCAAAAAGGAGGGCAAAGACUUGCUGGACUUUUUCAUGGAUCUCACCACCGAUCCCGAGGAGCUGCUCAUCGUCGUGCUCAACUUCAUCAUCGCUGGACGCGACACCACUGCUCAAAGUCUCAGCUGGCUCUUCUACGAGCUGAUGGCUCACCCCGAGCACGUGCCAAAGAUUCGCAAGGAGAUCGCGGAGAAGUUUGGCGAGCCAGAGGGAGGGGUGCGUCUGGAUUACGAGAGCUUCAGAGAAUUGCCAUACACUGUUGCAUGUCUUCACGAAGCUAUCCGACUGCACCCAGCUGUGCCCAAGAAUGGAAAGGCGGUGAUGAAGGAUGACGUCAUUAUUCCCCAGGGACCCAACCCGGACAAUCUGCCGCCAGUACGAGUGUUUGCGGGCGAGCGCGUUGGCUGGUCAGACUGGGUCAUGGCGCGCACGCCAGCCAUUUGGGGUGCAGACUGCGAAGAGUACAACCCUUCUCGAUUCCUCGAGACGGAUGAAGCGGGCAAGUUGCACCUCAGGAAUUUCGGUCAAUGGAAGAGCCACUACUUUAAUGCUGGACCUCGACUCUGCUUGGGCAUGAAUCUGGCUACUUACGAAGCUACCGCCUUCAUCGCUGCCGUCUUGCCACGCUUCAACUUCGAAUGGGCUACUGCUGCCCAGGGUCAGAAGAGCGCUUGGCCCCCUCAGUACGCUAACAGCGUCACUCAUCCCAUAAAGGAUCCUUACCUCGUAAACGUUACGCGCGUCAAAGCUUAA